CUUUUUUUCCCUUCAACGUCAACCACAGCGAGCAGAGACAUUUCAUCGUCGUAGGUUCAGUUAACCUCGUUUUAUCUAGGGGAUUGGAAUGUAAGGCUACAUGCGAUGCACCUGGUUCGCGAAAGCUAACUGUGUAUUGAAUGCUCUGGCUCAUUCUAAUUCUCAAAAUGUUUCACUGAGAGCCCUAUCAUCUUUCAAACGUCCCUCGUCUGGACGGACUUUAUUCUCCAAUCAUUAUAUAUCUCUCCCGAAACAACCCGCUUCAGUCGCAUACGCGUCUACUGCCGUCUUGGUUACAUCUUCCCAACUUCCCGGUCAUAUCCAACAUCAUUCUACAUCGUAUGCAGAAGAACGCCUCUCACGUGCGAUGAUUUCCCGCUCUGCCUGCAAGGCCAUACGUAUUGCUAUGGAAGCUGGGGAGGUAUCCUCGGCAUGGCUUGUCCUUCAUUCAGUUCGAAAUUCUCAAAAGUCGAACGACUGGGGAUUGAAGGCACGAACGGAACAAAUUUUACAUGGCUUUUCGUUUGAGGAACCUAUUUCUCCCCGACUCUGCGCUCAUGCGCUUCUCCAUGGCCUGCUCCGUCUUGGAUUGAGGCAAAGAGCGUACCGAUUGUCUCAGCAGCUCAUUGCAGAUGGCGUCCGCAUCCACGGAAAAACGUUGGAGGCCGUCGUGUGGGGUAUUCUGGACGCAAGCGACAAACCCUCGGGAUUGAAUGGAGAAUUAUACAUUCGAUGGAAAGCCCUCCUUCCUACCCGCCAGAUACUGCAGCUUUCCCCGGCUGUAUCCAUCAACCCCAGCAUUCGUUGUGCUAUUCAAAUCUUACAAGCAGCUCGGGAGCACAAUCAACAACGUUCAGAAAGGAUGUUCAGCGCCGUUAUCAAGGCGUGUCUGCUUCAUGGUGAACUUUUGGCCGCGUCUCUCGUUUUCACUGCCAUCAUUAAGGCAUGCACGCUCAAAGACUCUAUACCAGUCUGCGUGUCAGAGAACACGGACGUACAGUCUUCCAUACAAUCCGUCGAAGGUCUCACUCAUUCCAAAGCAUUGCUUUCUCUUCCGAACCCUCAUGCCGGUCUGAUGGUGUCUAUUGUGAACUCAAUAACGGAAAUCAUCAGCAAGGACAAGCACGACAACGAAGAUGACACUUUUCACGUUGCAUUUCAGGCGGCACUGCAGGCAUUAGCGAAUUUGGCGUGUUUGCUCGACUGGCGCCAGCUUCCGUUUGGGGAGAUUGCAUGUCUACUUCAGGCCCUCUACAGUUGCCCAAAAGUCGAUAACAAAGUUUGGGUACCGAGUGGGCAUCCGAAUCCCCAGCACGUUAGGGCUUAUGACUACUUUCAUCGCGUUCUGACGCGUCUUACAAACCAUCUUCCUUCUCAUCUGAAUAGUGGAAGAUCACCGCCUCCUAUACACUUGAGUAAACCUCGAUCUGAACGCAAGUCCGGACGCCUUCCGAGCGCUAUGCCGGUUCUUGAUAAACAUUCAUGCAACUCCCUUCUCCACUAUACCCUUCGUCAUCGUCUGUCGCUCACUUUUGCCAAGGGGGUCAUGACCUACAUAAAUAAAUGGCAUUCACCAAACGUCGCCACCCUCAAUAUAUUGGUAACUUCCGGCAGUCUACUCAGAGUACCUCGCUUAGCAGAGAACGCGUUGAAAUACCUACGCCUUCACCACGAAGAUGAAAGUAGAGCUCUUGACGUUCCACCUGCACAGUCAGAGUGUUUCUCGUUAGAUCCCUGUCAUCGUGGCAGAUUUGCCGAGGCUUUACGUCGCUUGGCAAACGAGAGACACGACACCCUUCUCGAAAGUCUUUCUGUGUCUCCACAAAACGCGGACGCGUUCACUCUCAGCGCUUACAUCACGUUCUUAGUAUCCACUGGUCGCGCAAAGCUGAUAUCAGAGCUCCUCUUCGACUUGCUUCCCGAACUAAAUGUGGUUGGUCAUCGCCCCAAUAGGACGACGCGUCCUGAGGUCAGACAACAUCGCGAAGCAUUGCGGGAGGCUUGCCUUCGCCGGGUAGCACCGUAUGGUCCCUAUUUUUUCGUCGCUUUUCUAAACGCCUUGCGUAAAGCCGGACAGACGGGUCUCGCAGAGCGUGUUUGGUUGUUAGCCAAAGAGGCAGAGAGGGCCAGUUGGGUGGAAGAUAUUGGAGGAAAUAAGCCUUGGCUGUUACCGGUUCAUGCUUAUACAGUCAUGAUUCAAUGCUAUACGCAAGAUGCUCUUCGAAGAAGGAGACCUACAGGAAUUAAGAAAUUCCAGGAACCUGUGAGGGCUUUACUUCCAUCUCACAAGCGACGGCGGACCGGCCAUACCGCCAUUUCUGUUUACAAUACCUUUAUGAAGAACGCUCGAGCAGUGUACCGUCAACUCACAAAAUUGCAUGUACACGAUAAUGGCGUAAACAUAUCCCUCCAAAUCCCCCAGCCUGAUGCUCGGCUCUUCAAUGCCAUGCUGAAGAUCGCGACACGACAUCCAAUGAUGCUUCGUCGUCGAGCGAAUACCUCUCCAACUCAUUGGGAACAACAUAUCCGUUUCACUCGUUGGAUAUACGCGAACCUGGGUAACCCUCGGGUUUAUCCCGAUGUAUACAUCGAGGAGCUGAUCGCAGACAUGAUGGAGUAUGGAUUUCCAAUUCCUAUCGGAUUACAGUAUUUGCUCGUGCGCCAUAAUCCACCUUCAAUGUACCGUUACAAGCCAAGAUGGACACCGUUAGACCGUGGACCUUACGUAUAUCCUAGAUUACCAAAAACCGCGACUCCGUUUACCCUCCCCACUGGUAAAACUAAAGGUCUUCCGCUCAGACGUAGACGUCCUCAAAGACGGUUUCCUACGCAAUUGUAG
Molecule: messenger RNA, 2839 nt
Organism: Marasmius oreades (fairy-ring Marasmius)
Lineage: Eukaryota; Fungi; Basidiomycota; Agaricomycetes; Agaricales; Marasmiaceae
Exons: 2
Coding region: 101-2839 (912 amino acids)
Source: RefSeq, a predicted model, not a curated record